Molecule: messenger RNA, 4387 nt
Organism: Dendroctonus ponderosae (mountain pine beetle)
Lineage: Eukaryota; Metazoa; Arthropoda; Insecta; Coleoptera; Curculionidae
Product: UHRF1-binding protein 1-like
Exons: 25
Coding region: 154-4131 (1325 amino acids)
Source: RefSeq, a predicted model, not a curated record
UAAUGUCUAAAACAUAUGAUUUUCAGUUGUUAUGUUCUUGUGAUAGUUUUGUUUUUAAAAUUGGAUUAAAAACAUAAAAAAAUGAAUGGCAUUUUACAUAAUUAAUUACAUAAGUUAAUAAAAGCAGCACAUUUAAAGAAAAACUGCUUCAAAAUGGUUUCCAUUAUAAAGAACCAGUUGCUAAAACAUUUAUCUAGAUUUACAAAGAACCUUUCAGCAGACAAAAUAAAUCUGAGCACUUUCAAAGGCGAGGGCGAACUAACUAAUCUGGAAUUGAAUGAAGACGUGCUGACUGACUUGCUGGAAUUACCUUGUUGGCUUAGGCUGACGAAAGCCUGGUGUAAUAAAGUUACAUUUCGAAUCACUUGGACUAAGCUGAAAACCGUGCCCAUUUGCCUAAGUCUGGAUGAAGUGAAUAUAAGUAUAGAAACAUGCGAAGAGUUAAGAUCUAUGGCUACUGGCCCUAGUCCAGCUCAAGGAUCCUUAGGAAAAUACAGCUUUAUACAUAAAGUGAUUGAUGGAAUCACUGUGACCGUUAAUACAGUUAAUAUUGCAUUUAAUAGUCCGGCAUUCGUAGCCACGUUGCAGAUACAGCGGAUUAGUGUGGAAUCUGUAACUCCCAAAUUUACCCGAAUGGACCUGCCUUUGACCAGGUUGAAGAGUCCAGAGAAGGGACAACUGUUAAUAUUUAAGGAACUUCAGUGGCAGACUGUGCGAAUAGAGGCGAAAUCGACCAAGGACGAUACCUUAACACCAUUAAGAUUGCUGACUAACCAAGCACGAUGUCGCAUUACUAUUAAAAAGCGAUUAUCAGAUUGUUUUAUUCUGGGCUCGAGACUGGUGAUUAUCCUGGACGAUUUACUUUGGGUACUUACUGAUUCGCAACUGAAGGCAGCUCUGCAUUUCUUGAACUCGCUUUCUGGACUAAUUGACAAAGCCACACGGUUAACGAGGAAACUUAAGGCAGCGAGGAAACUGGAGGAAUUGCCCGAAUAUCAGGCUCAAUUAGCGCAAGAGGCACUACAAAAUGUCGCAACUAAAACCGCGAAAACUUCAAGUCGAAUGUUCGCUCAGUAUGAUGUYGUGGAGACUUCAUAUCAUUUUAUGUCUAAUCAAAUAGUUUUUCAUUUCUGUGAUGACCCUGGCGACGGUCGGUCUUCGCAUCCCAAUCUCCGGGAAGGCGGCGCUCUUCAGAUAUCCAUUAAAAAGUUCCAAGUCGAUUUCUAUCCUUAUCAUUUAGCCAAAGGGGACCGAAGACAUUGGCCAACAUACAAUGCAUCCGCAGUCCCGCACGCGCUCUGGCAAGAGCAGGCGUUCGCUUCGUUUCGAAACAAGUUUGUUGAAUUGCUGGACCAUAAUAAAUCGCAACACGUUCCUUUGAGUAGAAAACCAAAAGGCGAUCAGUCAAAUUCGACUGUCCCAUGCGGCCCUGAAAGCGAAAAGUCCACUAAUCCGAGUUCCAAAGAAGUUCGAAGGCGAUUAGAAAUGCAGUUAAAUAAAUUAAUGACGACGUCGGUUGUGAUUCGAGUCGAUGAUUUUACUGUUUACCGCGUGACAACGUCGGGCAAGAAACAAGUUCUGAAAGAAUUUCUUUGUGCUCAGCAUAAAAGGAGAGACCACAAAAAAGCAGGAGACCGAAACCGAAUGAGUUUGCCCAAGGAAGCUAGCAUUAUUCAUGCGGAAUACAUUUAUUAUUACUAUCCGAGUGAAGUGCCAUUUCCUCUUCCCGCUCCGAAGUUCUACGUGCAAGUCAAUCCAAUUCAAAUCGUUUUCGACCGUGAUACUUGCUUGUGGUUGAACUGCUUCCUCUUAAACCUGUAUCGUUCACUACUGACCACGGAAGCUAAAGAUAGUGCAUCAAGCUUUACAUAUAUUGACAUAAAAGUGGAGGCUAUCCUUCCAAGGUUGAAUUUCGAAAGCACAGCAGAAUAUCACAACCAAAGAGAUAGACCCAAAUGUCUAAGCAUGCAAGUGACCAGGGCUACUAUCACUAAUGUGAGGAGUUUGGAGCACUCGUCGAGGGCAGACUUAGCGAAAUGCAUCGACUCUUUCUCGAUGGCGUCGCUCUUUUUCGGAACCGAUUUUCCCAGCAAAGUCGGCGAUUUUUACGUAGUCACCGAAAAGUUUCUGGACCACAUUAAAGCUGCCGACAAUGUAAGGCAACAGCCUCUUCAUCUAGAUGUCACUUCGUUGGAAAGUACGGGUGAAGAGUUGCGAAGAGAUCUGUUUUGGACUGAGGCCAAGGAUGUGUGGUGUAUUCUGCUGGAUCCGGUGUACGGAGACUUCCUGGGCGCUCAAUCCGAUAUUAAUAAGCCUAUACCCUUUCUAGACGCUGUGCCAAUCACGAUUUGGCUGCAUGCCGCUUUUGAUCCGAACAGUACAAUCGGAGACAAAUGUGAUAAAAGCUGCACCGCAGAUAUCCACGCCUUAGCGCACAUAUCGAAUUUAGUCAGUGUUCAGCUGAAUCAUUACCAGUACUUGUUUCUUCUGAGACUGGCGGAUCAGGCCACCGAAUUGGUUACUUUUUUAAAUAUAGACUCGGACAACAUAUUGAAAACGGAGAACACUUCUUCAAUGGUGAUCGGUGCUAUUCUUCCCCAGCUUGAAGUCACUUUUGUGAUGCCUCCCCAAAGCCCAGGCAAAGAAUCCUCUGGCGGGGAUGGCGAAUCGUUUGUUCCAGAUUUUUCCAGCAUAGAUGAUAUAACAGUUGGUAUUCUACGCAACAGCAAUCGGUCCAUACCUCAAACGGAAGCCAGUGGUCGAUUCGUAUCAUAUUCGGAAAAUACGGCCAUUCUAUCUCAAUCGCUACCCGAGCACAAUGAGUCAUUUUGCUUUGUGGCAGACACAAGAAUUGCUGCAAAUUCUGCAUAUGCGACGCAUCAACUCACCAAGAGCAAACAGCAGAAAAACCCUCUACACAACAACAUUAACGUUGGUCUGUCCGCAGUAAAGAAAGGUUUUAGCGGUUUAAUGUCGUCGAUCGACAGUGCCUUGAAGCAAAGCCCCGAUGAUAUCUCAGACUCAAUAUCUGUGAGAAGUGAUGUAUCCAGUGACUCGGAGCAAAUCGUCAUGAUCAAUUUCGAAGAAGAUAUUCGAGGUACGGACUAUAUGUUUGUUGUGAACGGAAUGCAGGAGUUUGAGCGAGUUGAGGAGGCAGCGGAAGUUGUGGAGGAAGCGAGUACGUUGACUUCUACCAGCGAUCACAGUCUAACAAGCAGUUGUAGAAGAAAGGAUUUGGUCUGCUUAGCCACCCUCAAGCUUACAAAUGUCGAAUUUCUACAGCAAUCGCGUGGUUAUUCGUCUUCAGUUAAAAUACAACUCGGCUCUAUUCUCAGCGAGGAAUGUUCCAGCAUCCCUUGGGACGAAUUCCAGGGAAAAUUUAGCAUGCGAUCGAGGGGUUGGUCGGAAAACCCAGAAACCAGCGCUUCCAGCCCCAAAGUGCGACUGCGACUAGAUCACACAUUGGCUCUGUCUUCUGCCAGCUUAUUAUCGCAUUAUGAGCUGACCGACAAAAACAGCAUGAAGAAGGUGUUUGUCGAGUGCUUGGUGGUAGAAGUCAAGGAUUUGGCCUUGAACUUGAACAUGAGCACGGCCACUGGCUUGGCGGACUUUGUUGAAGACGAGAUUAUUCCUAUUCCGUUGCCCUUAAAAAUUUCUGUGGAGAACGUUAGCGUGCACCUUAUAGAGGAUAGACCUCCGGUAAAUAUUACUUCGCCUGGACCAGUCCCUAUCGAUUUAAAUGUUUCUGAGCUCUACAUUACACGUAAUGAAGAUGGUGUUUUUACCGUUACGAAUCAACGACCUGCAAAUCGCAAAUUACGUUCGUCAGAGCAGAAGCAUCUGGAAACCGAACAGUCGAUGUCUAGCAGACUAGCAAACGUGUUAUCUGAUAACGACGAGCUGAAAAGAAAGAUUUAUGCGUUUGAACGGAUAUCCGAGGAAAAUCGCUCUCUUAGGAAAGCCACCGACGAGAAUCGAGAGGAAAACAAUCUGCUCCGAAACCACCUGAAAAAUGCCCAAGACGACGUCAGCAAACUCUUGGAGGAAAAGAGGCGUUUGCUAGAUGAGCUGGUAAAUCUUCGCGAUCAAAUGUCUUCCAAUAGCAACUGGAAAUGGAACUCAAAGAGCUAGCAAUGCUGUUUCGACUGUACUAAUUGCUGUAGCAAUGCUAAACGUUCGCAGUAGUUAGACAGUCAACCUAUAGGCUGUAGAUAGUUACUUUUCAAUUGCGAAUCUGGUCAUGGUUGGUGUCCCGGUUGUUGUGCAAAUAACUACUAAGAGAUAUUAUAUCGAAAUAUUAUUUUUUAUGUUACCUAUAUAUUUACUCGUUUUAUAAAUCUAUCUGGAUGUUUCAAUGGUAUGUAAUAAAUGCAGAACAUGUACUUUG